ACCAAGCCAGCAGAGCAAGACCCAUGGUUAACUGAUUUUUUGUUUUGUAACAUCAUACUUGAUUGAUUAAACAAGUUUGUAUUUUACACGCAGAAAACAACGGCAGCCCUAAUUUUUUAUGAAUAUAUGUUUCUUUAGUUCCAUCAUCCUCCUCUCUAUCUUCAAUGAAAAGUCAUCAUCAGCUUCUUCUUCAUUCUUCCUUUACUUCUAAUAAUAAUUAUAUCCUACCCUUAAACGCCAAUAGUCAAUCGAUAAAAACCAUGGCAAUAUCACCUCAAAUUUUCCCUACCAGGAAACGACCACCCUCUGAAUCGUCGUUUAUCUCUCCAACCCUCACCCACUUUAAUCUUCUCCACUCUCUUUUACACCUCACCCACCAAAUAUGUUCCUUUAACGCAGCUCCUUGGUGUCGUUUCCUCUUAAACCGUAUUUCCUCUUCCACCAUCCGUAAAACGCAGCUCCUUGGUGUCGUUUUUGAAGACCUCAUUCGCAAUUCCGAUUCAACCUCAACUUCAAUUUCAGCACCUUUAUGUUCUCACUCUUUCGUUCUCUGUCUUGAAGAAAUGUACAUCGUGCUGCACAGAAUUCAAACCCUCGUCGAAGAUUGUUCCAACGGAAGCAAAUUUUCUAUUCUAAUGCAAAUUGAAACCGUUGCUGAUAAUUUUCACAAACUCACCGGAGAAUUAUCGACACUUCUCGAUGUUUUCCCUCUUCAAGAGCUUAAUCUAAGCGACGACGUUUUGGAACUCAUUUUCCUCAUCAGAAAACAGUGCUCAGAAUCAAAGACACUCCUCGGGGAAGAACAAAUCAAACUUCGAAACAACGUCGUUUUUGUUCUCGAAGGGAUCAAGAGAGAAAUUGUUCCAAAUCCAACAAACCUAGCUUCGAUUUUCGAAAAAUUGGAGAUUCGCGAUUCUUCAAGCUGCAGAGGUGAGAUUGAGAGUCUUCAAGAAGAGAUUCAGAAUCGAAACGAAGAACAACCAAAAUACGAGAUCGUGGCUUUGAUUGGCCUCGUUCGUUACGCUAAGUGUGUUCUCUUCGGAGCGUCGACGCCGUCAACGGGAACUGAGAGCUUACGGCGGAAUCAGUCGUUGGAUAUGGUGGUUCCAUCAGAUUACCGGUGUCCGAUUAGCCUCGAACUUAUGCGGGAUCCUGUAGUCGUGGCAACAGGACAGACGUACGAUCGUGGUUCCAUCAAGCUAUGGAUGGAUUCUGGACACAACACGUGUCCUAAAACAGGUCAAACACUGGCCCACACGGAUCUCAUUCCAAAUCAUGCUUUGAGAAACAUGAUAGCUAUGUGGUGCCGCGAGCAAAGAAUUCCGUUUGAAGGUGAAACAGUUGCCGUUAAAAUAAACGGCGGUGUGACAAAUAAAACAGCUUUGGAAGCCACGCGAAUGACGGCGUCGUUUUUAAUCAACAAGUUGACUAACCCUUCUCUGGUUUUAGAUUCUAAAUCCAUCGAAGACACUAACGCCGUUGUUUACGAGCUCCGUGUGUUAGCGAAAACAGAUUCUGAGAGCCGAGCCUGUAUAGCCGAAGCUGGAGCCAUCCCGCUAUUGGUUCCAUUCCUAAGCUAUGAAAAUGGUUUGCAACACCCGAGGCUACAGAUUAACGCUGUGACAACGAUUUUAAACCUUUCGAUUCUGGAAUCAAACAAGACAAGAAUAAUGGAGACAGACGGCGCGUUAAACGGCGUAGCUGAUGUUUUACGCUCAGGUGCCACGUGGGAAGCAAAAGCGAACGCAGCAGCUACGGUGUUUAGUUUAACGGGAGUGCCAGCUUUUAGAAAGAGGUUAGGAAGGAAGACACGUGUCGUGAGUGGAUUGGUUGAGUUGGCGAAGGGUGGGCCCGAGGGAGCUAAGAGGGAUGCGCUUGCAGCGAUUUUGAAUCUCGCGGCGGAUCGUGAGACGGUUGCGAGGUUAGUUGAGAGUGGCGCUGUGGAGAUGACGGCGGGGAUUAUGGCCGUGAUGCCGGAGGAGGCUGUAACGAUUCUUGAAGCAGUGGUGAAACGUGGAGGAUUGGUAGCGGUUGCGGCGGCUUUUGUGGGGAUAAAGAAAUUGGGGACAGUGUUGAGGGAAGGAUCGGAGAGGGCGAGAGAGAGCGCGGCGGCGACACUUGUAACGAUGUGUAGGAAAGGAGGAUCGGAGAUUGUAGGGGAGCUUGCGGCGAUUUCCGGCGUGGAGAGGGUGAUUUGGGAGUUGAUGGCGGUUGGCAGUGUGAGAGGGAGGAGGAAGGCGGCGACGCUGUUGAGGAUUCUACGGCGGUGGGCGGCAGGUUUGGAUGGUGGUGAAACGGAAGGAUUCUCAACAACCACUGCUGUGAGUACGUCAACUACCGUGGUUGUUCCAACUCCCACUUCAUUACCACAGUAACACUAAUUUGUAAAUUUCUAAAACGUUGUUGUACCAUUAUCUUUCUCUUUUUCAAAAUGUAAUCUAUGGAGCAUUUUUUUUCUUUCUUUAAUUAAAAAAAUGUAUAAUGACAUUCUUUCAUUGUUUGUAAUGUUUUCUUCAUUUAAAUUUGGGUUGCUAAGAAGGGUAAACUGAGUCUAUAUUUUUGUUACAGGUAUCUGAACUAUUAAUAUUAAAACGGUGGCGGUUAACACAGGGAAGGAAAAUAAAUUUCCAUCAUAUAUAAAUGCUAUUUUUAUCUU
This is a messenger RNA of Cicer arietinum (chickpea), 2656 nucleotides long. RefSeq names its product U-box domain-containing protein 16. Gene Ontology annotation, biological process: protein ubiquitination. Lineage: Eukaryota; Viridiplantae; Streptophyta; Magnoliopsida; Fabales; Fabaceae. The record is from RefSeq and is a predicted model, not a curated record. Gene Ontology annotation, molecular function: protein binding; ubiquitin-protein transferase activity.